This is a messenger RNA of Engraulis encrasicolus (European anchovy), 5576 nucleotides long. RefSeq names its product sema domain, transmembrane domain (TM), and cytoplasmic domain, (semaphorin) 6Bb (gene sema6bb). Gene Ontology annotation, biological process: axon guidance; negative chemotaxis; semaphorin-plexin signaling pathway. Lineage: Eukaryota; Metazoa; Chordata; Actinopteri; Clupeiformes; Engraulidae. Bases 950 to 3724 code for a protein of 924 amino acids. Gene Ontology annotation, molecular function: chemorepellent activity; semaphorin receptor binding. The record is from RefSeq and is a predicted model, not a curated record. Gene Ontology annotation, cellular component: plasma membrane. The transcript has 19 exons.
CUGAAACACUGAUCCUCCUCCCUCCUACCUUUGGCAAGACGCUCCAGCUACGCGAAAGAAUAAAGACAAAUAUCAUAUAUCCGCCAGUCAAUGGGGAGAUCCUUUCAAGUGGGAUUUUGGGUCCUAACCAAAGUGGUUUAGGGGCGCAUACCAAACAGAUGAACAGCCCUUUCUUUCAAUGAGGGCAGAAGUGAAAAAAAGGCAGCAAUGACAUUCGAUUGGCAACCGCGGCAGCCGUGCGCACAGCUACAAGGAGCACAGAAUAACUAUUGUGGGGACUGGUGAUUGAAAACACAACUGUUAGCCAGCGACCAAGCAGAGCGACAGAUGUAAUUUUCAUACGUUGCAGAUGGUUUAGGUCCAUGGGGCGCUGUAUGGAUUGUUUCAGCUACCAGUCCUUCAACAUCAGCCACAGCCACUAGCGAUUCCAAAUUACUUGGGAAUUCUGGACGGGCGGCUGUCAGCGGAGGAUAUCGCGGCAGGACUACGCGGGAGUGCCAUGUGUUUUGGAGCGGCAUAGAGGAGCUUUGUGGUCCGCUUUCCACCGGGGACAGGUGGUGUUGUGUGCAUUGGGGGGUAGUUGGGAUACAGACACACAACCCGCUAGACAGUUGUCUUAAGGAUGUCACGCCGGCGUAUGGGAACAGUUCUGGACAGAGACAGGUGCGACCAAAGGGAGUAGUUUACCAACGGAUUUGGUACCACAGUUGCGGAGAACCGAGAGAACACUACCUAUUCCCCCGAAACAGUCUGGAUUUUUGUCCAGGAGAAGCGGGACUGCACGGAGUGGUGAAUUUCAGAGACCUCUGCACCCGGCGCACCAUUUUCACGGCAGUUACUGGUUUUGCACUAUGUCGGCCUGCGCCCAGCAAGACAGCGAUAGAUAGAGGCCACGGAAACAGCUGUGUCAAGUCAAGUCUCUUUUGAAGAUAUCGUGUGUCCUGCGGCCAUGACACCCCUGGCCCCACCCGUGCCGCUGUUGCCCCUGCUGCUGUGCUGGUUCUUACAUGCGGCCACCACCGCCUUCCCCGAGGAGCCCGGACCCCUGAACUCCCUGCCCUCUGAAGUGGUACGACGGCAUCCAGUCUUUUUGGGUCGGGCCCAUCGCUCCUCGUUGAGGCAGGAGCCGCUGCACAUCCAGAGGAUCCUGAAGGUCAACAGGACGCUCUACAUCGGCGCCAGGGAUGACCUGUUCCGCGUGGAGCUGGACAACGUGGUGGGAGAUGAGAUGUUCUACAGCAAGAAGAGAACCUGGGAGUCUGCCAGAAAUGACAUUCGAGUAUGUAGGAUGAAGGGCAAGCAUGAGGACGAGUGUGGUAACUUCAUCAGGGUGCUGCUGAGUCGGCAGGAUGGCCUGUUUGUCUGCGGCACCAACGCCUUCAACCCGCUCUGCGCCAACUACACCGGCGACACCCUGGAGAUGGUGGGCGAUCCCUUCAGUGGCAUGGCACGGUGCCCGUACGACCCAAAACAUGCCAACGUAGCCCUCUUUGCAGAGGGGAAUCUGUUCACUGCCACGGUGACGGACUUCCUGGCCAUCGACGCGGUGAUUUACCGCAGCCUGGGGGACAGCCCGGCCCUGCGCACCGUCAAGCACGACUCCAAAUGGUUCCGAGAGCCCUACUUCAUCAGCGCGGUGGAAUGGGGAGCGCACAUCUAUUUCUUCUUUCGGGAGAUCGCCAUGGAGUUUAACUACCUGGAAAAGGUGAUGGUGUCUCGCGUGGCACGCGUGUGCAAGCGUGACCUGGGCGGCUCCCAGCGCGUUCUGGAGAAGCAGUGGACGUCGUUUGUGAAGGCGCGUCUCAACUGCUCGGUGCCGGGAGACUCACACUUCUACUUCAACAUGCUGCACUCCACCAGCCCCAUCAUCCGCAUGCACGGCCGAGACAUCAUCCUCGGGGUCUUCUCCACGCCCUCCAACAGUAUUCCUGGUUCGGCGGUGUGUGCCUUCGACAUGGAGCAGCUGGCCAGCGUGUUCGAGGGCAGGUUCAAGGAGCAGAAAUCCCCCGAGUCCAUCUGGACCCCCUUCCCGGAUGAACUCCUCCCCAAGCCCAGGCCUGGGGGCUGCGCUGGUCUCGGCGGCUCCAAGUACAACUCCUCCAACUCCUUCCCGGACGAGAUGCUGAACUUCGUCAAGACGCACCCCCUGAUGGACGAGGCCGUGCCCUCGCUGGGACAGAGGCCCUGGAUAGUCAGGACCAUGGUCAGGUACCAACUGAAUAAGAUAGUGGUGGACACGGAGGCAGGGCCCCAUCGGAACCGCACGGUUCUCUUCCUGGGUUCCAGCCGAGGAACCGCCCUGAAGUUCCUCAUCAUGCCCAAUUCCAACAACACGGUCACCAGUGGCAACAUCCUGCUGGAGGAGAUGGAGGGCUUCAACGCAGACAAGUGCGGCGAGGACACUCCUAUGGCGCGGCGGCUGCUGUCGAUGAUCCUGGACCGGCCGAGCCACACCCUGCUGCUGGCCUUCAACGCCUGCGUGGUGCGCGUGCCGGUGGCCCAGUGCCAGAUGUACUCACGCUGCAUGAAGAACUGCAUUGCGUCCAGGGACCCCUACUGUGGCUGGACCAGGGGCAGCACCUGCUCCUUCCUCAGGCCUGGAACCAGGAUACCAUUUGAGCAGGACAUCGAGCAGGGGAACACUUCCCACCUGGGGGAUUGUGACGGUCUUAUCCAGGAGAGCUUCAUAGAGGAGCCAGACGGUUUGGUGUCUCUGAACCUGCUGGUGGCGUCAGCGGUCUCGGCCUUCUCCACGGGCGCGGUGCUGUCAGGUCUGAUGGUCUGCUGGAUCAUGAGCCACAAGCACAGGCAGUGCCAGCGGCGGCCUGGCUCCGGCUCGGGCUCGGGCCGGCAGCGGAGCGGCAAAAGUGGCGGCGACAAGGAGGCGGGCAUGCAGGGCCGCAGUGGCUCGGUGAUGAGCGUGACGCGGGCCGGCGAGAGGCCGCGCUCCUCGCAGCUGGAGAACCCCUUCGCCGUGCACAACGGCCUGCCCACGCCCGAGCAGACGCCCCAGCAGCAGAAGAGGCCCUCGCCCAACAACGUGCACCUCCCCGAGCUGGACUACGAGCCGGGCCAGCCCGUGCUGACGGCCGUGGGCCCCCCCUACCCGCCCGGCAGCACAGCCGUCAUCUUCCAGAGACACAGGUACCCGUCUGGGGGCAGCAUUGGCGGCGGCAUCCGGGUACACGGCGUGGUCGACCCCGGCGACGUGGUGGGCCAGAGGGGUGUCGGCGGCGGCGAGCGCGAGUGCUUCCUCAUCCUCAGCCACCGGGACGCCCCGCCAUCCAGCCGGCAGCCGACGGUGACGCGCAACUCGGCGGGCGAGUACUACCCGACCACGCCCCAGGAGUCCCCGGACCGGCGGCGCGUGGUGUCGGCGCCCAGCCAGCAGCAGGUGGUGGAGUACUGCCCCGGGGAGUACGGGGAGGCGCCGCGCUGGCACCCGGACGGCCUCAACUACAACAGCAACAACACUGCCCCCGCAGGCCACCGACUGCACUACGCCCCACAGCAGCCGCAACAGCCCCAGCAGCAUCACAAUCAGCAUCAGCACCAACAGCAGCAGCAGCAGAUGACGACACAGUCACAGCGUCCAUCCUCCGCUGGCAUGAGGUCCCACCACCCCCACCACCACCCCCCGCGAGGGCUGGGCGAGCUGUCUGACUUCAGCCACCUUCUGGGGGGCAAUGGCGUGGGGGAGGGGCGCACCCCGAACGGCCAGUGAAGGAAGACAUCAGAGGCAGAGCUCUGGUGGUCUGUGACACUGCCCCAGAAUGAGCCCCUCGACAUCCCACCCUUCCCUACACGCAGAGGAAAACAACAACUCAUAUAUUGACAAAACACAUGCACUCACUGACUCCGCCACAAACUCCUUCCUGCCACCAAUCCUUCCUCAUGGCUCGUUCUGAAUCUCACUCCUCAACCUCCCACCUCUCCUUUAUCCACUGUCACUCCGUCCUUUAAAGCAAAUUCAAGACUCUCUGUGUCUCUCGUUUCGCCCCCCCCACAACCAACUCCUCCACCACCACCACCACCACCUUCUUGUCUCCCUCACUACGGAGCAUAGCAGACUCUGUUUGCGCGCUCGCCCCCGACCAAGACACUUCAGAUACAUCACACUUCAGUGACUCAGUGCAAGAGACUGGCCCCGACUCAGACAGCCAGACAGCGAGAUCAACACAGAGAUAUAAAAAAGGAAGAAAAAAAGGACGAGGGAAAAAAAGGAAGCGGGAAGGCGGGAAGGAGAGACGGAUGGAGGGAGGGAGGGAGAGAGAAAAACGAAGGGGGAAAAAGGCAACAUAAACGAGAGAUAGUGUGUAUGACGGACGGCCGGGCUGACCUAAAGCUGUCUCUGCCGUUCCUCGGGCUGGGCCAGUGACAUAAAGCAGCCUCGUGACAUGACACGAGGCAGAGCACAGACACGCUCCCAUGAAGACCUGCGGAGGAUCUUGGGAAGGGAGAGGCUCUGUAGGCUCUAUUAUAUCACACACACACACACACGCACGCACGCACGCACACACACACACACACACACACACACACACACACACACACACACACACACACACACACACACACACGCACACACACACGCACACACACACACACAGAGCCCUGAUGUACUGUACACAUGCAUUCACUGCGAACUGCUUUGAUGGGUGUGUUUAUCAGUCAGUUCCAGUUGCUGGAGUAAAAAAAGAUCUCCCGUUCUCUCUGUGUGCAUUCUGCUCUGUCCUGACACCACUGUGACGCGCCUCUUCAUCUCUCCUCCAAGUGUGCGUACUCAUGUAUGCCGCCAUUUUGGGGUUUUUUUUGGUGCCUGAAGACGAUGGCCAACCAGACACAUAACCCUGUGUUUUUUGACCUAGGCAGCCCCAGCCAGCCUCAUUAAUGUUCACUGUGUGCUCUUGCGUUGUUUGAGUAUACAGUACAGUAUGCUAGCUGUAAGACUUGCCCUCCAGCAGGGGCAUUCAUUCAUUCUCACCCAGGCUGGACAAGGCCCAGGCCCGGGACAAUACGCCCAGCAACCCUGUCUUAAUGUGAAGACAAAUAAGACACACACACACACACGCACUCACACACACACACACACACACACACACACACACACACACACACACACACACACACACACACACACACACACACACACACACACACACAGAGUCCCUCUCUCUCUGACACACACACUAUUACACACACACACACACACACUAAUACACGGUCAGACGAUCAAACACUGGAUAAUCUUAAAGAGAGUCAUUGCUUUUGAUGUCAGCUGACGACGCCAUGUGAGGAGGAGAGGAGGCGGUGGAGAGGCGUGUGGAAGAGAGGAGAGGAGAAGAGGAGGAGGCAGUGGAGAGAGGUGCAGAAGAGGAGGAGAAGAGGAGGAGGCGGUGGAGAGACGUGCAGAAGAGAGGAGGAGAGGAGAGGAGAGGAGCCACAGCCAUGUGACUGGAUGUGUGAUGCUGUGUGGCGCCGUGCAAUCAGAUGAUGGUUGUUAAACAGAGUCAUGGGGAGUGGAGAGGAGAGGAGAGAAGAGGGGAGGAGGAGAGGAGAGGAGAAGAGCAGUGCUG